This is a messenger RNA of Dermacentor andersoni, 7203 nucleotides long. RefSeq names its product tyrosine phosphatase IA-2 (gene IA-2). Gene Ontology annotation, molecular function: protein tyrosine phosphatase activity. The record is from RefSeq and is a predicted model, not a curated record. Gene Ontology annotation, cellular component: synapse; secretory granule. NCBI's taxonomy places the organism in Eukaryota, Metazoa, Arthropoda, Arachnida, Ixodida, Ixodidae. Gene Ontology annotation, biological process: protein dephosphorylation; regulation of secretion.
CUUUUUUGCUUCUUGCGCCCGCAGCAGCCAGCCCUCUGAGCCGGGUGUUUUUUUCGGGCGAACGUGUGAGACGUACGACAUUCGCCAAGCCGAUGCCGUCUGUUCGCCUCCCCUUCGGCAACGGCUUCACGAUGGAGUAAAAAAGGGCCCCGCCUGCGCGACCGGCAACAUGCUGACCGCGGUGGCCCUCUGCUUGCUAGCUGUCGCCGGCGCCUGCUCGGCGGACGGGAGUGUCGGUUGCUCCUUCGUUGAGACACUAUGCGAAGAGGACGAAUUCUGCUACGACGACGGUCUGUUUGGCCGCUGCGAAAGCGUGUCCCGUCUGGGCGCGGCCGACCUGUGGCGCCCCGAGCUGGGUGCGAGCGGCGCCAAGCUUCUGGAGUCCGAGCUGGAGCGCCUCUGGGAGCAGGGCUACCGGUGGCACCACGUGUACAGCCAAUGCGUGGUGCGCUCGGCCCUCUCCGCCAUUCGCCACGGGCGACUGUACGACCCGGGAUUCUGCGCACGGACGCUGCGCAGCACGCUGCCCAUUGUGUCGGACGAAAUAGCAAUGGAGCUCGAGCACCUGAGCCCAGAUGACUUGGCCUUCAUCAAGUUCACGCCGAACAGUGACCUGAAAGAAGGUGCCACGCCCCAGUUCGCCGACGAGGUGUACUUCCCUCCUCUGGACAGUCCGGCCGUUCAGGGCGCUUUCCUCACGUCCGGAGAAGUUCUGACCAGCGCGGAGGACAAGGCGGACGCCGCGGCCGCCGCUGCCGCCUCUCUCGCUGUCCUCAAAGACGCCCUCAAAGCCCAGGCAAUGAAGAGGAAGACUAAGAGCCCGGAGGUGGCCAAGGACGACUCGAACGAGACUGGUGAUGCAUCGGCAGAGAGCGAGGACGUCGUGGGCGUGCUGAACUACCUGCGCCAAGUGGCUCAAGACACGGCAUCGUUGCUGGACGAAAAUAAGGACCGCUAUGAUGUCUUCAUACCACCAGAUGUUCCCGUCGUGGAGACGGAGCUAUCGUCAGAUCUAGACCAGCGGCCAGUCUUUACCGAAGAAGGCAUCCAGUGGGUACCGCUGGAUCGAGGAGGCGAAGCGCACGCCACAGCGGAGACCGCGGCGGAGCCGGCUCAAGUGGCCACCGCACCACCGGCCGCCUCGGUGUUGCCUGAAGGGAGCGAACUGAGUCGUAUGCUGGACGAGGCGACGUCAUCGGAUGACUCCGCAACUUCCUCGCGGAAUGGCGGCGGCAGCUCGGCCGGCGUCGCCGCCUCGGGUACCGACGCGUCUUCUUCGUCCGCUGCGCUGGAUAGGCCAGCGGCUCCGUGGGAGUCCAAGCCGCAUGGUUGGACCGACAGCCACGAGGACGCACUGAGGCUCGACGGUUGGAUGGAGUUCCCGAAAGAGACGCUCUAUCCUGCUGGAGCUUACGAAGGCGAUGAGCUGCUCGACAUCGGUGUGCGCCAAGACCCAGCGUUCCGGCGUCCCAUGCGUUACGAUACCAAAAAGCCUGGGCCAACGUACUUCUACCACGAGCCAGAUUCAUCUGAGACCUCGCUGGAAAACGUGGAAAACGUUCGCCGGAUAAUGAUGGCGCAGCAGCAACGCAACAAGAUGCGCUUCGGGACUCAGGAUGACGUCGGACAGGAGGACGCCGUGCUGGACCACCUCAAGGAAGUCGGUCAAGCGAAUGGCAAGCGCCAUGGUCUCCCCCCGAUCGGCUCCAAGGAGAUGCUGGAGCACAGCUACCGGGGAGCGCUUGAAGCCGGACCCACACCGGACGGCUUCUACUCGGCGCUGGACUCCAGCAGCGCAUACGUCGUCCUCAACGAGGCCCCUUCGUCGCAAGACGAUGCCGACAGACUCGUGACUGCCCUGCAGAAAGCACUUCUUCUGCCGUCUGGUACCUUUUCCAACGUUCGUUUGGAAGGCAACCGGGUGAGCUUCAAGGUGAAUCCCAACUCCCAGAACCUCAACGCCACAGCCGUGGCUGCCAAAGCAGAGAGCCUGGCUGACGUGCUGCAUCAGAACUACACCAUUGUGGCGGCAGGCGUCGUCGGAGAGGCACAGCUGGAACUUGUGCGUCCCAGCGAUGGUCGGAUGCUGGUGGCAACGCUAGUAGCCUGCGGAAUCGUGCUUGUGCUGGUGGUCGCCGGAUCCGUGGCGUACCUGGUGCGUCGUGCCAGCCUGCGAUCCAAGGAGAAGUUGCACGGACUCGCCCAGCCGGACACUGAACCAAGCCAAGACUAUCAGGACCUGUGCCGCCAGCGCAUGGCUGCAAAGAGCCACGAGAGCGCCGAGCCGGUGCACGUGGCCACGCAGUCGCCCAAGCGAGUCAGCAGCCUGUCCCAGAGCGAGCCGUCCCAGCCCGGCUCCAGGUCGUCCACGUCAUCCUGGAGCGAGGAACCGGUGACGUCUAACCUGGACAUUUCCACUGGCCACAUGAUCUUGUCUUACAUGGAGGACCACCUAAAGUGCAAGGACCGGCUCGACCGGGAGUGGGAGGCGCUGUGCGCCUACGAGGCGGACCCCUGCUCCACGGCGGUCGCCUCGCUGCCUGCCAACAUGAAGAAGAACCGCUACCCGGACAUCCUCACUUACGACCAUUCACGAGUGAUCCUCAACGACGUCUCCAACGCGAACGGCUCUGAUUACAUCAACGCCAGCACAAUCACGGACCACGACCCACGAAACCCGGCGUACAUCGCCAGCCAGGGUCCCCUGCCUCACACUACGGCUGAUUUCUGGCAGAUGAUCUGGGAACAAGGCAGCGUUGUGAUCGUGAUGCUGAGUCGCCUGAUGGAGAACGGGGUCGCCAUGUGCCAUCGCUACUGGCCCGAGGAAGGGAGCGAAGUCUACCACACCUACGAGGUGCACCUCGUCUCCGAACACAUCUGGUGCGACGACUACCUGGUGCGCAGCUUCUACCUCAAGAACCUCAAGACCAGCGAGACCCGGACAGUGACACAGUUCCAUUUCCUUUCGUGGCCAGACAACGGUAUCCCGGCUUCCAUCAAGGCUAUCCUGGAGUUUCGAAGGAAGGUGAACAAGUCGUAUCGUGGACGCUCGUGCCCCAUUGUCGUUCACUGCAGUGACGGCAUCGGAAGAACGGGAACCUACUGCCUGAUCGACAUGGUCCUGAACAGAAUGGCCAAAGGAGCAAAGGAAAUCGACAUCGCAGCCACUCUGGAGCACAUGCGUGACCAACGAGCCGGUAUGGUAAAAACCAAGGCCCAGUUCGAAUUCGUCCUGAUGGCCAUAGCCGAAGAAGUGCACGCCAUCUUGAAGGCGCUCUCGCACUGAGACGCCUGUCGCCACUCCGGCGCGCGCGAGGACGGGCACCAGUGGAUUCCGCACCAGUCCCAGACGAUCACCUCACUCGUUGCAAGCCUGGUGACGUGCCUCCCCUCUUCGACUGAAGGACGAAUGUCAGCGCGCUGAUUUGAUAGGCGUGUCUUUGUCUGCUUCCUUGUACUUCUGCUCUGUUCGUGAUUUCUAGGUUUCAAGAGACGGCGCUGCAGCGACGUGAUAUUUGGUCGUAUUUCUCUUUGUCGUACGCUGGUCCGCACUCUGCGAUCGCAGAGUACGGUUCAGUGUGAUGUGGCUGUCAUUUACGUCGCCUGCUCUUUUUAUGCCUCUCCCAUUUUGUACUGCGUUACUAGCGUGGACGAGGUUUCACCACCGGUUCAGAGCUAAAGACGAAAUAUUCUCGCGUGUUUAAAAUACCUGAUAACUUGCGGAAAAUGUGGGUCAUCUGCAAGUAAAUUUAGCAAAUUUCAAAUCAUCUGGCUCACAGAAGGACCAUUUAACGAAGUCUGCAUAUGAUGUCGCUUCCAAAUGCGCGUGUCCUUUUGAAGCUCCAAAGUAUAUGCAUGCGAAAGACCGUUUAAAGGCUUUGUCCACAAUAUGGCCUGCUUCGAUGCCUUGUUUGAUCAAUGAUCAAUUUGAAACAUGAUUUGCGCGCAGUUAUGAACCCGCAACGUUGUUUCUGACGCCCCUAUCCACGCUGGGCAUGCCAAAAAGCUCUCUAAACUCUGGGCCACUUGCCUAACUACUGCGGCGGCGGAACUAACUUGGUUGACGCCGCAGUAGUGGGCAAAUAUCAUAUUUGUUCGCUGUCUUGUUUAUUCCCUCCCUCGCUAUUCUUAACUUUUUGAAGUUAAAUGUGGUGCUCGGGGCACAAGUUCAUCUCUUUGCACGAGUAGCUUUUCUCUCUUUGUGCUGCUGUAUCUUUCUCACUUUCGAAAGCACGUUGUAUUGCCAGAAAGCUUUCAUUUACGCCCACCUACAUCCUCGCGUCGAGAGGCAGACAAAGUUGUACGAACGUUGCGAGAACGUAAAAUAGACAAAAGUGACACCGCGCACGGCACGGCCCGACAGACAGGCAGGUCGGUCGGUACUCACCGGUAUAGGUGGUGUUCAAACCCAAGCCCAAAAUGGUGGAUUAAAAUAGAGAAUCUUAAAAGACGUGCUUUCGCAGGUCGAAUUCGGUGGAAGGUAUUGCCAAAGCGAGAAACAGGUCACAUGCGUUGGUUUUUCUGAACACCACUUAUUCGAGAAAGCCUCCGAGACUCGCGGACGAGUGUGUGCACUGAUGGCGUCGAAUCGGGAGAAGCUAGCCGGCGCAGCGCGUCUCAGCCGCCAACUUCGCGUCACCUUUGUCCUCCUGAAGUUUUUUUUUUUUUUUUUGCUCCACAGCAGACGUCCGCAUUUGAACAAUCGCGACAUGUGUGUGUGUGUGUAAAUCUCAAGACGGCAACCUGAGGCAUUCGCUCGGGGAACGCCCGCCGUGUCAGCCGAUGUUGUACUGUGAGCGCCUUCACGCACAUGCAUAUUUCGCCGUCGCUGCUAUUCUUCUGCGUAUGCAGUCCACCUGUGUUCAGCCUUCCGAAGGAGUCGACCAAGCGUUUAUUGGUGUAUAACUUACUUACCCAAAGCCAAGCCCCCAUAGCACAACUCCCCCCCGCCCUCCCCCAGCCGCUUGUUUUUCCGCUCUCUUGAUCUCGCACUUUCCCAAUGUUUCCCACUAGCCAAAUUUACGUAGCUUGAGAACUGGAUAUAUUUGUAUUCGUAUUGCGCUGCAACCGACCAACAAGAAAACAAAAAACAAAAAAUACAAAAAAACAUGAAUGCUGUAAACACGUGUGUCUGUAGUGUCUAUACAUAGUGUUGCGUGUACAAACCCAGCUCUCUCGGAGCGUUUCCAGGAGUCGUUGUAUAUGUUUCAUGAUUACUAAGUAUUCAAUUUCCCAUGCUUGAAGGAAAGAAACAAAAGAAAGAAACAGUUGGACACUGACAUAAAUGUACGUAACGCAUAUAUUUGCUGAUGUACAAACUAUUUUGGAGCACCCUUGUGAAGAAGAAACAAAAAAGGACUAUUUUUGGCCCCCUCCGGGGCGCUUGUCGGGUGUGGAUACGCGUCAUGCCUCUGUUAGUGCUGCUGUGUGCGCGUGAAUGUUUCUGUUGAAAAAAAAAAACACAAGUUGUGUUUUUACUCCCAAAGUCUCGUGCGGAGUUUGACACUGCACGUGAGGAGCAAGGUGAACAUGUGAUACAGAGUUUUAUCGAGCGUUGUCAUUCUGGAACGUAGCUUGUAGGAGUACUUGCGCGGUUGCAUAGAGAGAUAAAUCUAAGAUAUCUUGACUGUUGAGACGUUUCUGAGAGAUUUCAAAUGGAGGAUAGUGAUUUAGACACGUGAGGACGCAUAAAAGAAGGCAUUCAAACAGUGACCGUAAGAAUCUGACCAGGCAGGGCCAAUGAAGUUACUACUGUCCAAAUAUUGCAGCGGAAGAACCCUGUGCGUUAAUAUAGAAAAAAUUACGUAAACAGAAGAGCAUGGAAGACAAAAGGUAUUGUAGUCACUUCAGCAUCUUACCAGGUUUUUUCAGCUGAUGGUUAGCUUAAAAGUAUAAGCAACAUGGACGGCUAUUUGGCUCUGAAAGGCGCCCUCAGUGACGAUAGUCGCAAAAGAAUAAUCGUAAUCGCAGGCUACCGCUGCAAGUGAAGAACUCUUGUGAGAAAAUCCGAGUCAAUCGAAUGGAGAUUUUGACUUGUUGGUAUGCAUAACGUUACGCACAAAUGUCAAAUUUAUAAGGUCUGUUGAACCGAAGAAAACGCAUUGCAAGUUUGCCACUGGGCGUUCGAGAUGUCUUCCCUCGGAUACGAAAGCGGGUUAAAGUUUGCUUCACUUGUUUAGUUGUUGAAUGCACUUCUUAAGCACAUCACCUGAAUGUCACAUAGAACAGUUUAUAUUUACCUCAAGAGAACUAUACUCACGAAGCGGGCAGCGAGCCGAAGUCGGACAUCGUUUUGUUUCCUAAGUGUACUGGCGCACCAUUAACGAACAAAGUUUGCUUCGUUGCAGCUGCAUUUGCAUACUUUCAACGUCUCGCAGCAUAUUAGCAGACAGGAAGCUUUCCGUCACAAAUUGUCUCGACAAAAAUUUUUCUUUUCGUGCGACAGCACUGCAUUGUCGUCUACCUAAUGAAGGAAAUGCACAUUUAUUUCGUCCUAAAGAAGAACGGCAGAUGAACAGCUGAACGAGGUCUGGGCGAGUGCCAACGUCUUAUCAAACAGCGCAGUUACCGGUGAGCUGUCGACAGGUUAGCCAACACUGUAGUUCGACGCGUUUCCUCAGUCUUUGCUCCCUGCCGUCAAUGAAUAAAACGGCAACCCACUGGAGGCUAUGGUAAAAAGAAAAAAAUGAAGGAAACUAGACGCCGACGUCACGUCGACAUCAUGCAACCUUAAUCGGAUCAGUCGGUCCAUGUACUCGCGCUCGUUUCUAUGCAUACGGCCACGGUCACUCUUGACGUCAUAGCUCGUGGAGCUACGUAAUACAACACUACCAUGCUGUUAUAGCAGGGCCGUGUCAGCCAAGUACGCCCGUUUCGAAAACGAGUGGCUGCGCUUGCUUCGGCGAUGGUGCGAAGCUGCCAACUCGAGGAGACUUCCCUCAGUAGGAGAAAACAAAAUCGGGUACAUCAAGUCUGACGGUGGCUGUAGGCAUGAUCUAUCACUGUGAAUCGGGCCCAAUAUAAUCAAAACGAAACUCUUCUGUUCGCGCAGUAGCGAGUGAAUUUUAAGAACAAGAAAGAAUUGAAGAAAACUAAACUGUGUGCAAUGAGGAAUCCGACACUUGUUCCAUCGUAGCACUGUCGAAACGUCCUCACCCAUAGACCCUCCCACAUAUUACCCUUCAAUAAAAACUAACCUCAUAA